Molecule: messenger RNA, 1445 nt
Organism: Pelmatolapia mariae (spotted tilapia)
Lineage: Eukaryota; Metazoa; Chordata; Actinopteri; Cichliformes; Cichlidae
Product: olfactomedin-like
Exons: 5
Coding region: 39-1445 (468 amino acids)
Biological process (GO): signal transduction
Source: RefSeq, a predicted model, not a curated record
UGUGUGUCUGUGUUGGUCCCGUCUCAGUUUCUCUAAAAAUGCUGCAGCUGCUUCUAUUGCUGCUGCUGUCAUCCACAGCUGACAGCCAGAGUCAGCGAGUGUCGGGCUACAAGAAGGCAAAUGCAUGUGUGUGCCAGCUAAACUCCACCAUGUGGGUGUUCCCUGCUCAGAAGUUUAAGUACGUGUUGGAGGAAGUUUACACCUGUGAAGAAUCUCUGAAUAACCUACAAGAAGAGCUGUCGUUCUCCAGCCAACGUCUCCCUCUGAUCCAGGAUCAGUUUACCAACUUUACUGCUCGGCUGGAGCCCUACGACUACCUGCACUCCCAGGGCCUGUAUACAGAACUGUCCCUGCGCCAGCUGGGCCAGGAGCUCAGCCAGUUACAGGUGGACAUCGAUGUGGUCCACAGCCAGCUUAACAACUCUGAGACACAGAAACUCUCCAAAGAGGCUGAUAGACUACAUAAACAUGUAAACAAGUUGCAAACAAUAGACACGCUUAACAUGAAGACUGUGAAGGAGAAACUGCGCUACCUAAAGAAUAAUGUGGAGACCUGCAAGUCAAUCCCCAAAGACUUCAGAGUUCAGGACAAGCACUGCGUCAGAGGUCUGAUCACCAACAUCAGUGACCCUAUCACGACUAAAGUCAGUCCUCAUGGUAAGAGCUAUAUCUCUGGUUCUUGGGGAAAACAAGCCCAGAAAGAGAGCGAGGGGCAGAAGAACAGUUACUGGGUUCAACCUCUGCUCAGCAGCCACAUCUGGGGCAACACUGUGCGCAUUUACCAAACCUACGAAGACUUCAUGGCCUCAACAAACCACAGAGAAUUUACCUUUGCUUCAUCUUACAGUCAUCCAAACACAAAUGAAGGUCCAAACGCCAUCCUGUAUGGCGAGGCUCUGUAUUAUCACUGCUACCGCUCUGCAGACGUGUGCCGGUACGACCUGGAGACCAACGAGGUCAAACGGGUGACUCUUCCAGGCACCGGUGUGGGUUUCAACAACAAGUUCCCCUAUUGUUACUAUGAUUGCCAGCUCAAUAGUGAUGUUGACGUAGAGGCAGAUGAAACAGGACUGUGGGCUCUCUAUGCCACUCUAGGUAACCAUGGAAACCUUGUGAUCAGCCGGUUAGUUUGGGACAGCGAGGUGAAGAGUCUCAACGUGACACAGACGUGGGAAACGAGGUUGUUCAAGAAGGCAGUGAGCAACGCCUUCAUGGUGUGCGGUGUGAUGUACGCGACUCGUUACGUUAAUGAGUACAGGGAGGAGGUGUUCUACGCCUUCGACACAGCCACAGGCAAGGAAGACAACUCACUAGCAAUACCACUGGAGAAGGUAGCUAAAGCAGUGGCUAGUCUGAGCUACAAUCCCACCAACAAGCAGAUCUACAUGUACAACGGUGGAUACUUGCUGGCCUACCAGGCCUACUUCAGAUCUGAAGCUUUGUAG